ACAAACUUUUCAUUUUGACACUCACACAACCUGGGACUAACUUCCAAUUUCCAACUAACAUAACGGCAUGGAUGUGGCACAUUGCUAUCUAGAUGGCAAUGCUGAUGCUGUGGAGUUUUGUCCGCACGAUUCUUACCAACAUGUUCUGGCGGCUUCAACGUACACGUUACAAGAGGGGGAUUGUCCCAGUCGAUCUGGGAGCAUAUCGCUGUUCAAUGUUGAUGCUAACAUGGGUCGUUUUGAUUUGUUUCAUCGCGUGGACACAGUGGGCAUAUUUGAUAUAAAGUGGAGUCCAGUUGGGGGUAGUAAUGUGGGUUCUUUGCUUGCUCAAGCGGAUGCCGAUGGUUUUCUGAGAACUUACAGUCUUGAGGAUAGUUCAGAUGGAGCAGAAGGGAGUUUCUUGAAAGAGAUAAAUGGAGUAAAAAUCAGUUCGUCCAUGUGCCUUUGCCUUGACUGGAACCCCUCAGCCACAUCAAUCACAGUGGGUCUUUCUGAUGGUUCUGUCUCAAUUGUUUCUGUGUUGGAGUCACAAAUUGAAAUACAACAACAAUGGAAAGGGCAUGAUUUUGAGCUUUGGGCAACUUCUUUUGAUAUUCACCAACCCCAACUGGUAUACAGUGGUUCGGAUGACUGCAAAUUCAGUUGUUGGGAUCUACGGCAUAGUCCUUCUAAGUUAGCAUUUCAGAAUAUCAAGGCUCAUAAGAUGGGUGUUUGCUGCAUAGUGAAGAGCCCUAAUGAUCCUAAUACUGUACUUACUGGUUGUUAUGACGAGCACUUGAGGGUAUGGGAUGUAAGAUCAAUCUCAAAACCUGUAAAUGAAACUUCAAUUUGUUUAGGGGGAGGUGUCUGGAGAAUCAAGCCCCAUCCUAUUUUACCGGGUAUUGUCUUGGCAGCUUGCAUGCACAACGGGUUUGCAGUUGUUAAGAUUGAAGGGGAUAACACUGAAGUGAUUGAAACAUAUAGUAAGCAUGAGUCACUCGCAUAUGGAGCAGAUUGGCAGAAAUGUGAAUCAAACCAGGAAGGCAAAAAUAAGAGUUCUGUGGUGGCUACUUGCUCGUUUUAUGAUCGGCUUCUUCGAAUAUGGAUGCCAGAAAGUGAUAUCAUAUCAUGAUUUAGUGCAUCUACAGGCAUCUCUCUAAUUGCAGUCAGAAGGAUCCAAGUUCGAUGUUUUCACCCUUGAGAAAUCUUUUUUGAUACUUCAUUAGGUAUGUGUGAGCAUGAUACAUAACCUCUCUUCCUCCAUGGUAACAUGAUUCAAGAAGAUUUUUGGGUUCCAGAUAUGUUUAUUUUAUAAAAUAUAACUUUUAUCUAUAUAGGUCCUUUUACUCCCAUCCCUAUAAGAAAGGAUCCUUUUCAAUUUUCUAUUGGAGGACAUAAGAUCUACAUUUGUUUUUUCCCCAACAAUGGACCUUAAGGAGGGGAGAGAGAGAGAGAUGGGACAUAAUUUUAAUGAAGACAUGAA
Molecule: messenger RNA, 1462 nt
Organism: Quercus lobata
Lineage: Eukaryota; Viridiplantae; Streptophyta; Magnoliopsida; Fagales; Fagaceae
Product: Transducin/WD40 repeat-like superfamily protein
Exons: 3
Coding region: 68-1111 (347 amino acids)
Biological process (GO): protein histidyl modification to diphthamide
Cellular component (GO): cytoplasm
Molecular function (GO): protein binding; diphthine methylesterase activity
Source: RefSeq, a predicted model, not a curated record